AUGGUGAUGCUCCGAUUGACCGCCGAGCAGUACCAGAAGCUGCUGAUCCUGGUAGACGAGAAGACGUGCAUUGGCAAGACCUAUAUCAUCACCGGCGGCAACUCGGGCCUGGGCCUCGAGAUGGCGAGACACGUCGCUGCGUUGGCCGAUGUCCCUGAGUGCAUCGCCAAGGGCAAGAUGGACAAGAGCCGCAAUGGCGUCAUCUUUGACGGGCUCAACGACCAGAAGCGGGCGGAUAUGGACUCGAGAUACGCCCUCAUCAAGCUCGUAGAAGAGUGCGCCGUACGCCAGUUCGCAGCCCUCUGCCCAGCCGAGUGCACAGGCGUCGUCAUCACCAUGGUCGCGCCUGGGCUCUGCUCCACCGGCCUCGGCCGCGACACCCGGACCUUCACCAAGAUCAUGCACGAGGCGCUCCGGGCCAUGAUGGCACGAACCGCAGAGGAGGGCAGCCGCACCAUCCUACACGGGCUGCUGGUGGGCGAGGAGGGUCACGACGAGCUGCUGUCCGGCUGCAAGAUCGAGGAGUGCAGGGGGCCCACGUGGCUCACCAACGAGGAGGGCCAGAAACUGCAAAAGGGCAUCUGGGACGAGCUGGUUUCCAGGCUGGAGACUGUGCAGCCCGGCUGUAUUUCACAGCUCAAGUAGAACUUUUCUAUCAUCCCCCGAGCCGUACCACAAUCCCCGAUAUGCAUUCCAAGCGACUAGAAGUAUGUUACAGUAAUAUUAAUGACCCACUUUCGUGAUGAUCCUCAUGAAUUGCCUCAUGGAAUCUCU
Aspergillus novofumigatus IBT 16806 is the source of this 774-nucleotide messenger RNA. RefSeq lists its product as uncharacterized. The record is from RefSeq and is a predicted model, not a curated record. The transcript has 3 exons. Lineage: Eukaryota; Fungi; Ascomycota; Eurotiomycetes; Eurotiales; Aspergillaceae. The coding region runs from base 1 to 645 and encodes 214 amino acids.